CUAACUCCCAAAAGCGGUCUCCAACCCCCAAUCAUUCCGUCAUACCCAAUUUUAUUAUCUCUCCAACUCCUCUCCUUCUCCUAGUGGGGCUCCAUUCUUGCAAAGUUGACAGCUUCUCUUGGCCGCCUCCGAUCGGACGCCGUACGUCCACCAAACCCGCCAUUGUCUCCUUUCCUCUGCCUCCCGACCCCAGCUCAUCGGCAUCCUCCUCUUCUGUUUCUGGACUGAUCCACAAAGCCCCCAUGAAUCUUUGGUGAUGGUCCGCGAGUUGUUUGCCGUGCUGGUGCGCGCGGCGCUGCAGUGGGCGCUGGCGUCGCUGCUGCUCGCCAACGGCGCCGCCUUCUGCCUCAUCGCGGCCGCGGCCUCGUCGCUCCGCCUCGGCCCGCCCUGCCUCCUCUGCGCACGCGUCCACCGAUUGCUCUGCUCCGACUGCGGCGAGGAACAGCAGGACGCCUUCCGCCGCCUGCUCUGCGCCGCUCACCUCGCCGCCGUCGCGCGCUUAGGCGCAGCAGAACCAGAGCCGCAGGCGUGCUCUCCGCCUCAUCACGUCGGCACGGGGACGAAACUCGAUUCGGAUAAACCUCGAGGUCUAGAGUCUCACCGCGUCGUCUCCAUCGGCAGCGAGAUCUGCGAGCAAGAUCGUGGCGCCCACGACGACGACCAACCUCGUGCCGCCGCCGACGUCCUCAGCAACCUCGAAAGAACGUCGAGCAUCGGUAGCGAAGGCCCGUACGUGUCCCUAUUCGAGCUCGCUCCCCUCAUCGCCCUCCCGGAAGACAACCGGCCGCCGGAUCACGGUCACGGGACGACCAAGCCGGAGGAGCACGGGAGCGCGUCCUCGACCGACGUGACGGGCGGCGAGCAGGCGCUGACAGUAAGCGGCCUCGUCGCCGCCCUCGGAGCGCAGCGGAGGGAGCUGGAGGCGGCGCGCGCGGAGCUGCACGGCGAGCGGCGCGCCAGGGCGGAGCUGGAGGAGCAGGGCGAGCUGGACCGGGAGGCGGCGCGGGUGGCCAUGCAGCUCGUCCACGAGACGGAGACGGAGAAGCACGAGCUGCAGCGCCAGCUCGACGCGUUCAGGGUCAGGGCCCAGCUCUACGACGACCACGACGCCGGCUUGGAAACUGACUACUCUGCUCCUCCGACCAACCGGCUCCGCCUCCGGCCGAGCCGCGACGGUGGCCUGGAAGUGGAAGACGAGGCGAGCUGGGGCGGGAACAAGAACUACCAGUCGCUGGUGGACUUCUUGCCGGGCUCGGUCUACUCCUCGUCGCCGGACCUGGCGAACCUGCUGAGGCUGUACACCGCCCAAGGCAAUGGCAAUGGAGCUCGUCGGCAGAAAGAGGGUGAUAUCAGUAUCACUGAGGAGGAGGAGGAGGAAGAGGAGGUCGUCGUCGCCGUCACCGUCACGGCCGCAGCUGUCUCUGGUUUCGACGGCGGGAUCGGCGAGGCCACUAGCACUAGCGCUGGUGGUGGUGGCGACCAGGUCGAAGCAGAUCUUGCACAAGACGAAGCUGCAGGUGUAGUGCGUGCGUGAUGCAUCGGUCGCAUAUCACCAAUUGACCAUGCAUGUGUGUGCGUAUGUACAUAUUGAUUGCUUUGUUUUCCAUUUAUAUAUCGGCCGUUCAUUUACACUAGUAUUUGUUGUAUGCACAUAUUGACAGCUUCGUUUAUACUUUGGAUUGUCGGAGCAAUUUCCAA
Hordeum vulgare subsp. vulgare (domesticated barley) is the source of this 1698-nucleotide messenger RNA. RefSeq lists its product as uncharacterized. Bases 257 to 1534 code for a protein of 425 amino acids. The record is from RefSeq and is a predicted model, not a curated record. NCBI's taxonomy places the organism in Eukaryota, Viridiplantae, Streptophyta, Magnoliopsida, Poales, Poaceae. Gene Ontology annotation, molecular function: myosin binding. The transcript has 2 exons.